AUGGCCUCACCAAUUUUCCUGUCAAAAGCACACCCUGGAUACUCUGUACAAGCUUUUCGCACAGGAUUCAAGAUAGCUGUUGCUAAUGCACUAAACUUUGCUACGAUAAUAACUGACCAGUGCAGGCUUUAUCCCAAGAAAGCUCUGGGAUGGGCUCUCGUGUCGCUCUUUUGGCGGAUUGCUGUUGUGUCGAUCGACAAGAUGACAAAGCCUCUUUUUCUGUUCAAAUACGUGGUUUACGCUUUGAACAGCUGGCUGUCAUGCUACAUUUUACUCAGGUUUAACUAUUCAAGCUUUGACCACGCAUUUUGGUCGACUUUUCACCGCGCCACGAGCGAAAAUGCUUCGUUCGAGAAAUCAGGUUCAGCUUCGCCUGAGCCAUCAAAAAGCAAGAGGCCCGCGAUGUCGGCAAAGCUCCCAUCAGAAUCGAUUGCAUGGCAUACCAUGAUUUUGAUGGUAAUGGCUUUGUUGAUGGCCGAUGUGGAAAAGGAUUCUACAACAGGCAUUGCGGUGUCCCAAUUUGGGCGGGCCAAAUUGUCGGUGUUGACCGCUCUGUGGUAUACCUUAUUAGCUACUGCAUUCGACUCAGUGACGGCGCUAGCAAUUAGUGCAGCCUUGUCCACGUUCGUGAGCUUGCCCACCAGCAUAGCUUUUAUAGCGCAGAUCUGCUACGUCACGUGGCUGACGAAAGUACUGCUCGUACCGUAUAUGCAACUGGCUCGCUUCUCACCCACGGAGUACAGCGUAUGGCUGCGAGCUCGCGGUGGAGUAAUAUGCGGGUUUUUGGCUCCCUUUUACGUCUUACUGUUGUCAUCCAAUUCGGUCCUAGUAUCACCGGCUUUUGUUUACGUGCUGGUGUAUCCGUUUGCCUAUUUACUAGCCAAGAUAGCCGAACCCGUCCCGGUCAAUGCCCUUCUCGGAACGAAAGCUCACUCUACUUGGUGCGCCCGCCAAGUUCUAUGGCGCAAUGUUGUAUCCGGCGAUGAUUUUUGCUGA
Messenger RNA from Lachancea sp. 'fantastica', 996 nucleotides. The record is from the annotation of a GenBank genome assembly. Lineage: Eukaryota; Fungi; Ascomycota; Saccharomycetes; Saccharomycetales; Saccharomycetaceae.